AUUAGGGUUUAUACAAUAGUCGCCUACACUCCUCACCCCCACAUAUAACCGAUAACCAAAAUUCAUAAGGCGACCAUAAAUUUCAUUUUCAGUUCCUAUUUGCAGAUCCAUCCAUGGCACCUGCUCUUACCAGAAGCUUGACUUCUGCUUCUGUUGCAUCUUUUGCCCCUUCAUCAUCCUUCUCUCUUAAGGACAGCAAUCGGUUGCUGAAUUUCCGACUUUCUUCUUUUUGCCCUGGAAAUGGUGUCCGGAAUAGCUUUUCUCGCUCUGCUAUCAGGUGGAAGCUCCCAAGAGAAGAGAGAAAAGUAGUAGUCCGAUGUGAGUCCGGGAGCGCCGUUGCUGAGAAGGAAGCUUCCGACACGUCUGGUGAACGGCAUGAAUACCAGGCCGAGGUCAGCCGGCUAAUGGAUUUGAUAGUUCACAGUCUAUACAGCCAUAAGGAGGUAUUUCUAAGAGAACUUGUGAGCAAUGCAAGUGAUGCAUUGGACAAGCUGAGGUUUCUAAGUGUGACGGAUCAAUCGUUACUUGGGGAUGCUGGAGAGCUAGAAAUUCGCAUAAAGCCUGAUCCAGAUAAUGGAACCAUUACUAUAACGGAUACUGGCAUUGGUAUGACGAAGGAGGAGCUAAUAGAUUGUCUUGGGACUAUUGCACAGAGUGGUACAUCGAAAUUCUUGAAGGCUAUUAAGGAAAACAAUGAGCAUGGAGCUGACAAUGGGCUAAUUGGUCAAUUUGGUGUUGGAUUUUAUUCAGCAUUUCUGGUUGCCGAGAAGGUGGUUGUUUCUACCAAGAGUCCUCGGUCUGAUAAGCAGUUUGUGUGGGAGGCAGUGGCUGACAGUAGCUCAUAUGUGAUUAAGGAAGAAACUGAUCCUGAAAAGUUACUUCCCCGUGGAACCCAGAUCACACUUUACUUGAGGCCCGAUGACAAAUAUGAGUUCUCGGAGCCUUCUAAAAUUCAAAGUUUGGUGAAGAAUUACUCACAGUUUGUUUCAUUUCCCAUCUAUACUUGGCAAGAGAAGUCCAAGACUGUAGAGGUGGAAGAAGAAGUAGAGCCGAAAGAGGGAGAAGAAGUACCUGAGGGUGAGAAGAAAACAAAGAAGACAUCUAAAACUGAGAAAUACUGGGACUGGGAGCUAGCCAAUGAAACCAAACCUAUAUGGAUGCGUAGCCCAAAGGAAGUUAAGAAGGAAGAUUAUAAUGAGUUCUACAAGAAGGCGUUCAAUGAAUUCUUGGAUCCACUUGCACAUGCACACUUCACUACUGAGGGUGAGGUGGAGUUUAGAAGCGUUCUUUAUAUUCCUGGCAUGGCGCCUCUUAACAAUGAAGAUGUUGUGAAUCCAAAGACCAAGAACAUACGUUUGUAUGUGAAGCGAGUAUUCAUUUCAGAUGAUUUUGAUGGUGAACUGUUCCCACGGUACCUGAGCUUUGUGAAGGGAGUAGUUGAUUCAGAUGAUCUUCCUCUUAAUGUGUCUCGUGAGAUCCUCCAAGAAAGCCGAAUUGUUAGAAUAAUGAGAAAAAGGCUUGUCAGGAAAACAUUUGACAUGAUUCAAGAAAUUUCGCAAAGUGAAAAUAAAGAGGACUACAAAAAGUUUUGGGAGAACUUUGGGAAGUUUUUGAAACUAGGUUGUAUUGAGGAUUCUGGGAACCAUAAACGUGUAACACCACUAUUGAGGUUCUUCUCAUCGAAAAGUGAGGAAGAACUAAUAAGCUUGGAUGACUAUGUUGAGAAUAUGAAUGAAAACCAGAAAGCUAUAUAUUAUUUGGCUACUGACAGCUUGAAAAGUGCCAAGACUGCCCCUUUCGUGGAGAAACUCCUUCAGAAGGAUAUUGAGGUGCUUUAUCUAAUUGAACCCAUUGAUGAAGUUGCCAUCCAGAACCUACAGACAUACAAAGAAAAGAAGUUUGUUGACAUCAGCAAGGAGGAUUUAGAACUUGGUGAUGAGGAUGAGGUUAAAGAACGAGAAAUCAAACAAGAGUACAUCCUUCUUUGUGAUUGGAUAAAACAACAACUUGGUGAGAAAGUGGCAAAAGUGCAAGUUUCAAAGCGUUUAAGCUCAUCCCCGUGUGUUCUUGUUUCUGGCAAGUUUGGGUGGUCUGCUAAUAUGGAAAGGUUGAUGAAAGCUCAGACUCUUGGGGAUACUUCAAGUUUAGAAUUCAUGAGGGGAAGAAGAAUACUGGAGAUCAAUUCUGAUCAUCCAAUUGUUAAAGACCUUUUUGCUGCAUGCAAGAAUGAGCCAGACAGUUCCGAUGCCAGGAGAGCUGUUGAACUCCUUUAUGAGACGGCUCUAAUUUCAAGUGGUUUCACGCCUGAUAGUCCAGCUGAAUUAGGAAACAAGAUAUAUGAGAUGAUGGCUAUGGCUCUUGGAGGAAGAUGGGGCAGGCUAGACAGUGACAAUGAGGAGGCUUCUUCUACAGAGGAAAGUGGUGCUGCUGAAUCCAAGUUGGAAACGGAGGAAACGGAAGUUGUUGAGCCGUCUGAAGUUAGAGCGGAGGAUGAUCCGUGGGGGGCUUAAUAAUCUUGAUGAUUAACUACCAAACUUGCCUUUACAAUAAUGCAAGCUAGUAAUUUACUAUUUGUUUGGGAAGUUUUGUCUUAUUUGCAGAAAGGAAACAGUUAGGUGGUGGCAGAGGGUAGUGGUUAGAUUUUAUGGUGAAGAUAGAUGAAUUAUU
Messenger RNA from Impatiens glandulifera, 2667 nucleotides. RefSeq names its product heat shock protein 90-5, chloroplastic. Gene Ontology annotation, molecular function: ATP-dependent protein folding chaperone; ATP binding; ATP hydrolysis activity. Bases 114 to 2510 code for a protein of 798 amino acids. Gene Ontology annotation, cellular component: cytosol; protein-containing complex; perinuclear region of cytoplasm. NCBI's taxonomy places the organism in Eukaryota, Viridiplantae, Streptophyta, Magnoliopsida, Ericales, Balsaminaceae. The transcript has 19 exons. Gene Ontology annotation, biological process: protein folding; cellular response to heat; protein stabilization. The record is from RefSeq and is a predicted model, not a curated record.